Messenger RNA from Emiliania huxleyi CCMP1516, 1224 nucleotides. RefSeq lists its product as hypothetical. Lineage: Eukaryota; Haptophyta; Isochrysidales; Noelaerhabdaceae. The transcript has a single exon. The record is from RefSeq and is a predicted model, not a curated record. The coding region runs from base 1 to 1224 and encodes 407 amino acids. Gene Ontology annotation, molecular function: aspartic-type endopeptidase activity. Gene Ontology annotation, biological process: proteolysis.
AUGCGCCUCACGCGCCUCCCGCUGCUCCGCGGCGCAGCGGUCGCCCUCCUCUCGCUCUCGCCGCUCGCUCCUCCGCCGCCACCGGCAGCAGCUGCGGUCGCGGCGUCGGCCCGUCCCGUCGUGGUGCCGCUCACGCUCUGCGGAGGCGCGUACUGCGUGCGGUAUACUCUCGACGGGCAGCCAUUCCGCGCCAUCGUUGACACCGGCUCGCCCUUCCUUCUUGUCGACGGGACCUGCACCGAGGCGUCCGAGUGGGGCUGCUAUCGCGGUGCGGGGCGCGCAAGCGGCCUCGACGACACGGAGGAGGAGUUCGGCGGCCAGAUCACGGGAACGCAGUGGCGGGUCGGCUACAUGUCACUGCUCGGCGAGAAUGCCGCUCUCGUGCUGCCCGAGACGACCUUCGGCGUCGUGAGGACGUACACCGGCAAGGGCGGCAGCGGCGCCGUCUUUCUCGGGCUGGCCAAGCGGCGGCUGCCCCGGAUCCGGCCAACCUUUCUCGAGCAGACCUCGGUCGCGUCGCUACAGUUUGACUUCUUGCGCGGAUCGCUCACCCUCUCCCCGCGGCCGCUCAUCCCGCGCGGCACCGACGCGAUCCGGCUGCUCGACCUGCGGCCGCGCGGCGCUCCAAUCUCGGCCGCGGUCUGCCGCAUCCGGAGGCUCUACGUGAAUGGCGAGCUGCUGCAGCUCGACCGGCCGGCCGUCGCGGUGAUCGACACAGGCACCACCGGCCUUUCGGUCAGCGAGAGCCUCUUUUGCGCCGCCGACGGCCCGCUCGGCCCGAUCCGCGACUGCCGCGUCGAGCUGGUCACCGAGCAGGGGAGGGUCUGCGCGCUCGAGGCCUCUGUGCGGCGGCGGCAGGUGCCGUCCCGCUUCGGCGACGUCCCUUUGGUCGACGUGCCGGACGGCGCGCCGGAGAGCGACGCCUUCCCGCUCGUCGUCUCGCCGGUGGACGUGCCGUGGUUCGAGCAGGACUUUGGGCAGGGCGACGCGCUCGAGCAGCGGGUGCAGGCCGAAGCCGCGCGGGACGACGCCCUCGGCGACCCGUAUCGUGCCUGCCAGGCGCGCGUGCAGCGUGCGGCGACGCGCGGCGCGGCGCCAGGCGAGCCACUCUCGCGGCUGGACGGUUUAGGGGAGCGGCCGCACGUGCUCUUUGUCGGGCUCGCCUUUUUCUGGCGGCGCCAGCUGACUAUCGAUGUGGACGACGGCCGGUUAGCUUUUGUCUGA